Messenger RNA from Leptopilina heterotoma, 4858 nucleotides. It is a transcript of the gene foxo, whose product is annotated as forkhead box protein O-like. The coding region runs from base 1302 to 2951 and encodes 549 amino acids. NCBI's taxonomy places the organism in Eukaryota, Metazoa, Arthropoda, Insecta, Hymenoptera, Figitidae. Gene Ontology annotation, molecular function: RNA polymerase II cis-regulatory region sequence-specific DNA binding; DNA-binding transcription factor activity, RNA polymerase II-specific. The transcript has 8 exons. Gene Ontology annotation, biological process: regulation of transcription by RNA polymerase II. The record is from RefSeq and is a predicted model, not a curated record. Gene Ontology annotation, cellular component: nucleus.
CCGGCAAUUUCAUUUCUGUUGGUUGUUAUAUACUUUCCUUCUCUAUUAAAUUGCACGAGUGACUAAAAUAAAAAAAAACCACAUACGAUUUCUUCUUCCUCAGUGUUAGACAAGCUUCAUCUUUGAAAUUUGGCGGGAAAUUAAUCCCAAAUUUUGUUUAUUGUAAAAAAGGGAAUUAUUCGUAUUAUGUUGAUUCACUUUCUGUGUCUAGUAGCCACGUGAUUGGAUCUUUCCGCGGUUUUUUGAAGAGAAAAACAAAAAUUAGUUUUCGCGUAUAAAAGUACUUGAUCGUGUUUGAAAUUAAGUGUGAAUUCAAUUGGAAUAAUUGAAUAAGUUUUCAAGAACUUGAAGUUUUAACUGAUGCAAAAGUGAGUGUAUAUGAAAAAAACUUGAAAAGUGAGUAAUAAGAUGUCAGAAGUGCCAGGGUCAUCACAACGAUAUUCCUGGACGACUUUGGGAUCUAUGCCAUUCAGUGUUAACAAGAAGUGUCUCAACUUCUUUUGAGGAACUUUUAUUAUCUCAUUGACAUUAAAUGGUGAUUGUCGAGUCACACACAAGUCGAUAAGAGGAACCCGUUACAUAAUCCUGUUUUUUUGAUCAAGGCCUUGAAUGUCUUUUUGGUGGAAUCUUUCAGGUUUCUGGUGUCGAUGAGAAGCAGUGGGAUCGAGUGCCACCAAAGAGCGAAUAAAACGAGGUUGCUUGGAACGCGCCAGUCAAUUUCGAGACCAGCCAGAGGACGUCCUUGAGAUUCUUUGGGAAAUUCGAGCGACGACCCAUCGCCGAUAUCACGCGUAUAGAAACUACGUCGCUCUUGGGUUGGCGAAACGCGGAGAGGGAGUGCACACGUAUCACGAAUUGACGAGAUAUCUCGUGAGGUUCUCUACUCACGUACACGCGUACGCAGACAGAUUACACUCACACAGACACACAACAUUCUCCAGAGAGCGUCUUGUGAGAAGGCAGGCGAGUGUUCGAGACGGGCAGAGUUGAAAAUUCACCGAGAAGGUUGUGAUAUCGAAACAUGACCACGUGACCGUCGAGUAGUUUGUAAACAGUUGGACCACGUGGUUUCCCCCGGUCGUCUCCUUGCGAUCUAGUAGUGCACAGAACUGUGUUUUUACUCGAGAUCAUUUAUCAACAACAAGUGCGAUUAGUAGACUUUUCCAAUUUUAAAAGUGACUCGAGUUUAUUUGAAAAGUUGAAUAGUUGGUUCGGUUCAAGUGUUCUCGUUGCUGAUAUUCCGACCCCGUGGUCGGAAUUGCUGACAAAGGGCUAAAGUGGAGUACAUCGAGAGCGGACAGAUGAUGGACUCGAUGCCGGUACCAGUCACGGGAUCAGCAUCAGUCGCGGGCCAGCAAGGUGUGCCCUUUGACCUUGAGAGUGGGUUCGAACCGCAAACAAGAGCAAGAUCAAACACGUGGCCGUUGCCAAGACCAGAGGGUUAUGUUGAAGGAAAUGUCCCUGGUGGCUCGGGGGGCAAGGAAGGUGUCGAAGGUGGGACCCCACCUCAACAGGGGCCACUCGCUCAGGGAGGUGGACUCCUUCCGGUGAAAAAGAAUUCCUCAAGGAGGAAUGCGUGGGGAAAUUUGAGUUAUGCUGAUCUCAUCACUCAGGCAAUCACCAGUGCUCCGGAAAAAAGACUCACCCUUUCGCAAAUUUACGAGUGGAUGGUCCAGAAUGUCGCUUAUUUCAAGGACAAGGGGGACAGUAACAGCAGCGCCGGAUGGAAGAAUUCAAUAAGACACAAUCUUUCACUGCACAAUCGAUUUAUGAGAGUACAAAACGAAGGCACUGGAAAAAGUUCCUGGUGGAUGAUUAAUCCUGAUGCGAAACCUGGAAAGUCUGCUAGAAGAAGAGCGACGUCAAUGGAGACAAGCAAGUUCGAGAAGAGGCGAGGUCGAGUAAAGAAGAAGGUUGAAGCGUUGAGGAACGGAAGUUUGCAGGCGGACGCAACCCCCAGCCCCAGCAGCAGCGUCAGCGAGGGCUUGGAUCUCUUUCCAGACAGUCCCCUUCAUCCAGCGAGCGGCUUUCAACUAUCACCAGACUUCCGACCUCGGGCUUCGAGCAACGCAUCCUCCUGUGGAAGAUUGAGUCCGAUACCUGCUGCCAUUAGUGAAUCAGAUUGGCCACCGAGUUAUUCGUACAGUCCAGAGCAAUUAGCUGGAAGUUUAGCAGAAACGAUGAAAAUCGACUCCUACCAGAUGUACCAGACGUCACCACCACACCAACAGCAGACUGGCCCACCACCCUCUUAUUUCGAAGCUCAGUACCAGAGGAAUAACUCGCUUCGAACAAACAGCACACCCUAUGGUCUACCACCCACACCUCAACCGACGAAUCAACAAAGAUGUCCAAUUCACCGUCUACAACCCUGUGCCUGCCAAAUGAAUCUGAGUCCUGUGUCUGGUAUGUCGCCUUCAUACCAACAGCAGAGUGAACCUAGUCCUUCGACACUUAGCUCCCAGCAGCAGCAAACCAUUCAAUUCCUACUACAGUCACAACAGCGUCAACAGCAGCAGCAGCAGCAGCAGCAACAACAACAACAACAACAGCAGCAACAACAGCAGACGCACGCACAAUCGGGACCCGGUGGUCCAAGUCCACCGGAAUCGCCUAAACCCAGCACGAUAAUGGGCCAAAUUAUGGGGGCCCUAAACAAUUCGGCUCUCCUCGAUGAUCUCAACAUCAACAUUGAAACGCUACAAGGUUUCGACUGCAAUGUUGAUGAGGUGAUAAAGCAUGAACUGUCGAUGGACGGAACACUGGACUUUAACUUUCAGCAGGGUAUGCUUGGCGCCCCUACGGGUCAAGUGAGUGAUGAUGAUAUUAUUCCAAGUGUAACGUCCCCGAGUGGUAGCGUAUCUACCGUAACGAGUAACGCCAGUUCGGCUGGAGUUUACGCCAGUACCAACGCGGCAACUCCUGCCGCGCCACCUUCCUGGGUUCACUAGCAGUGGAUUCCUCUACCCUCGACUCCUCCGUCGCCGUAUGAUCGUGAUAUUUUGCACAACACGACUCAGGCUCACCUUCACGGUGCACGGAGGUUUGGAGAGGUAUUAGAGGAGCGGUUUGUGAUAAGAUAUUAUAAACCUACCAAUGCCAGGACUCGACGAAAUACGUACUUUAACCGUUUACAUUAGUGCAAUAAUUAUGGUGCAAAACGAAGCAUUAAAAAAAAUGUACUAUAGGGUUCUUUAUUGUAUAGAGAGUAGGGUGCUCAAAAAAAAGCUACAGGGAAUGAUUGAAAUAAUAGACAAAAGUUGUGUGUGUUCCAGAUUCGCAAUUUUAGUAUAAAUAUGGCUAAAUACCCAAGUUCAAUGGACUUGAGUUGUUAUUUCGUUUUGCUAUAUAUUUAUUCUUACAUUUUUAUACGACAAACGUUUCACAUUAAUCAACAUUCAUAGGUUUUUUAUAAAUGAAAAUUGCAAUUGUAAAUACGCAAAAAAAAUUAUUAAUACGUUGAUACCGCAAGUUUCUUCGAAUGUAGAAAUUUUUUCAAAAAAAUCUAUUGAGCUUGAAAACUUGAAAUUUUUAAAAACUAUUUUCAAUUGGGACAAAGUUUGAAAAAAACAUUUAAUUAGUACGUUCCAAGAUGAAUGAAAUAAUUUUAUUAUAAUAAUGAGCUUUCUAAUUCACAAUUGUCAUAUUAUGGCUUUUAAAAGCAAGUGAAAAAACGUAUAGGUAAUGCCGAAUGUGCUAGAAACAAUCAAAGUUUUUUUUAUUUUUACAAAUAAUAUACUGGUAUAUAUUAUUAAAGUCAAUUUUUAAAAUAAAGGCCCACAAACCUACUGCUAUUAUAAUUAAAAUAGAAGCGCGGGAGUCUACAAAAAACUAAACAUGUACGUAAUUCUGGAUGGAAAGUUUUGUCAACUUUUUUUUCUUUCUCAUCCGGAAAAAAAGCAACAAUCUCUGUUUUGUCAGAAAUAAACCUCAUAGAGCAAUAAGGAGCACGUUAUACAUACUAUGAAUGUAAUUAUAAAUGAAAAUGUUUCAAGAUAUAUUAUAUAAAUAAAUAUUAUAUAUACCAUAAGGAAUAAAAAAAAACGCUGAAUUGCAUAGCAAUAUACUAUAUGUGUAUAUAUUAAUAUAAAAAUACGAGGGUAUAAAUAUUAAAUAUACGAGAAAUAUAUUAAAUAUAUAUUCUAGAGAAUAAAUAUUGUACGUUCGUUAGUGGUAAACGUAUGUUACUAUUACUAUUAAUUAUUAAUAUUAAGAAAACUAUGUUUAGCAUACGCUUAGAGAAGGACACUUGAAUUUUAAGCAAACAAGUUCAAGAGUAGGAAAAAAAUGCGAUAAUAUAGAUUCGAGAGUUCUUAUAAAUAUAUAUAUAUAUAUAUUUAACGUCAAAUGGAAGAAAAUAAUUUUAAACUGAUUUUUUUUUUUAUUGAAUUUUGAUUAUUCACUGUAACAUAAUUAUAUAAUACGCAAAGAAAAAAUACAGAGUGAAAAGGACUUGAAACGAAAAGCUCUGUAUAAGGAGUUUUUCUUUUUUUUUUAUUAUUAAAUGCACCUUUUUAAAAAAGGGAGCUUUUACUUUGGGAUGAUGAAAACGUGAACGGCGCAAGAAUUUUCGAUUCUGUAAAAAAUAUUAUAUUUUCAAUCAUUUUUAUAUUAUUAAUUUUUUAGUUGAUUUAAAAAAAUUGUGCCAUUUUACGAUUUCAUUUCCUUAGUUCAAUUGCCAGCGUGUAAUGAAAUUUUAGCCAAGAUUUUAAUAAUAUAAAAGUUGAAUUAUGCUCAGAAUGUGUGAACGCAUAUUUAUUAGUACAAUUAUGUUCUCUAUAACGCCAGUGUAAAAUUGUAAGUUGAUUCAUUCUCAAAAAAAAAAAAAAAAAACAAUUUAAAAAAAAUUCAUAUUUAA